UUUCUGUUGCAGACUUCUGAAAAUCGAGUUUUUCGCUGACUUUCGUCAAAAUUGACAGACUUUUAAAUGGCCACGCUUUGUUUUUGUUCGCCAAACCAGUUUUGUGUGGCAUACCUUAUAGAGAAAUGAAGCCUGCAGACUUUUUUUUCGCAUUUACAGACUUUUGUAGCCCUGCCUGAAGCUAUUCAAAAUUUUUACCUGGCAUCUCUGUUACUAAAAAAGCUAAAGUUAUAAAAUAAAAUUGGUUUAGUGGUUUGGUUUAGGGUUAAUAUCUUUUCCAGAAAAAAAUUGAAUACUAGUGACGUUGAAAUACAAAUCGUACUAAUUAUGUCGAAAGCACACCCACCAGAAUUAAAAAAGUACAUGGACAAGCGUCUGUCUCUAAAGCUAAACGGAGGCCGGGUGGUUUCUGGUAUUCUACGUGGAUUUGACCCUUUCAUGAACGUUGUUGUGGACGAAUCGAUGGAAGAAUGCAAAGAUGGAACUCGAAACAAUAUUGGAAUGGUGGUUAUUCGAGGAAACAGCAUUAUCAUGGUAGAAGCAUUAGAUCGAAUAUAAAAUGAUUUACUCUAGACAUGCGAAUGAGACGAAUAAAACAAGUUAUUAAUAUUUA
Molecule: messenger RNA, 613 nt
Organism: Malaya genurostris
Lineage: Eukaryota; Metazoa; Arthropoda; Insecta; Diptera; Culicidae
Gene: SNRPG
Product: probable small nuclear ribonucleoprotein G
Exons: 3
Coding region: 328-558 (76 amino acids)
Biological process (GO): mRNA splicing, via spliceosome; spliceosomal snRNP assembly
Cellular component (GO): U5 snRNP; SMN-Sm protein complex; U4 snRNP
Molecular function (GO): RNA binding
Source: RefSeq, a predicted model, not a curated record